GAAGGAUGCUGUGUAGUAGAAAGGGAAGCGGGCGGGAGGGGGAGGAGUGAGCAGCUCCCCUGUCUCUACGUCAGGAGCCAUCACAGGAGCGCACAGGAGCCACUUUCUGCUGAAGGAUCCGGGUGACUCCCUGCGCCGAUAUCAUCCCAGUCGCCCUAAAAUGCGCUGACCUCUUCAUCCCAAAGAGUUUGGUGUCUGAGUGGUGACCAGCAGCAGAGCAGGGAGCUGUCCACGGUCCUGCCUGGAUCAGUCCACAGAAAUCCACAGCAGACACUCAUGUGCUGAUCUCUCCCGUCCUCUGCAGCAUCUCUUCGCCUCCUCCAAGCAUCCAAGAUGGACGACGACGAGCGCUACCGAGACGGCCGCUCAGACUUCAUCCGCGGCGCCAAAGACAUUGCCAAAGUUGCCAAGAAGCAGGUCGGCAAAAAGGUCGGACGCGGCGUGGACAAGAUGGCCGACGAGUACGUCAAGCGCUCCUACAAGCGCUUUGAAGAGGAAGACGACGACGACGAUUACGCGGGCGUGCCGAGCAAUGAUGGUGGAUAUUACCGGAACGACAGCCGAGCCAACGACGAUGGAGGCCACAGCGACUCCACCGAAGGUCACGACGAGGAUGAUGAGAUUUAUGAGGGUGAGUACCAGGGCAUUCCUCGGGGUGACUCUGGGAAAACCGGCGGCAUGGAUGGCAUGGCAGUCGCCGAGGCGCAGCAGUUCAGGGACCUGUCGGCGUUUGAGGGCGAGGUGCGGAAGGACCGGGAGGAGCUGGCCCAGCAGUACGAGACCAUCCUGCAGGAAUGCGGCCACGGAAAGUUCCAGUGGACUCUCUACUUUGUUCUGGGACUGGCGCUGAUGGCCGACGGCGUGGAGAUCUUUGUGGUCGGCUUCGUGCUUCCCAGUGCGGAGAAGGACAUGUGCCUGUCAGAGCCGAACAAAGGCAUGCUGGGUCUGAUCGUUUACCUGGGGAUGAUGGUUGGAGCCUUCGUCUGGGGCGGCCUGGCUGAUCGGAUCGGUCGGAGACAGACCCUGCUCAUUUCGCUCUCCAUAAACAGUGUGUUUGCCUUCUUCUCGUCCUUCGUCCAGGGAUACAGCUCCUUCCUUUUCUGCCGUUUGGCCUCUGGCGUCGGCAUCGGAGGCUCCAUCCCGAUUGUGUUUUCUUAUUAUUCUGAGUUCCUGGCCCAGGAGAAGCGUGGAGAGCACCUGAGCUGGCUCUGCAUGUUCUGGAUGAUCGGUGGUAUCUACGCCUCCGCCAUGGCCUGGGCCAUCAUCCCACACUACGGUUGGAGCUUUCAGAUGGGCUCGGCCUACCAGUUCCACAGCUGGAGGGUUUUUGUUCUGGUGUGUGCCUUCCCGUCUGUGGCCGCCAUCUCUGCCCUCUCCACCAUGCCUGAGAGCCCCCGCUUCUACCUGGAGAACGGGAAGCAUGACGAGGCGUGGAUGAUUCUGAAGCAGGUCCAUGACACCAACAUGAGGGCCAAAGGUUACCCAGAAAGGGUCUUCUCUGUGACCACCAUUAAAACGGUGAAGCAGAUAGACGAGCUGGUGAAUAUGAGCGACAGUGCGGCCUGGCAUGAGAAAUGGAGGCUAAAACUCUCCUCACUUUUCCAUCAGGUGUGGAAUAAUUUCCAAACCGUUUUCUCCCCUGAGUACCGCCGCACCACCUACAUGAUGAUGGCCGUGUGGUUCUCCAUGUCCUUCAGCUACUACGGUCUGACUGUGUGGUUCCCUGACAUGAUCAAGUACCUGCAAAAGCAGGAGUAUGCCUCGCGCACCAAGGUGUUUGUCAAGGAGAAAGUGGAGCAUGUCACCUUUAACUUCACUCUGGAGAACCAGGUCCACCGUCAGGGGCAGUACUUCAACGACAAGUUCAUGAAUGUGAAAAUGAGAUCUAUGGUGUUUGAAGAUUCGCUGUUUGAAGAGUGUUACUUUGAGGAUAUCACCUCCAGCAACACUUUUUUCAAGAACUGCACAUUUAUUGCCACCCUCUUUUACAACACUGAUCUUUUUAAAUACCGUCUGAUCAACUGUAAGCUCAUAAACAGCACUUUCCUGCACAACAAAGAAGGCUGCCUGCUCAGUGAUGUCAGUGAUGAAAAUAACGCCUACAUGGUCUACUUCGUCAGCUUCCUGGGUACCUUGGCAGUGUUGCCGGGUAACAUUGUGUCUGCGCUCCUCAUGGACAAGAUUGGGCGUUUGAGGAUGCUUGCCGGCUCCAGCGUCAUCUCUUGCAUCAGCUGUUUCUUCCUGUCUUUCGGCAACAGCGAGUCAGCCAUGAUCGCUCUGCUGUGCCUGUUUGGUGGGAUCAGCAUCGCCUCCUGGAACUCCCUGGAUGUGCUGACCGUCGAGCUCUAUCCGUCUCACAAUAGAACCACUGCUUUUGGCUUCCUCAACGCUCUGUGUAAAUUAGCGGCCGUGCUCGGCAUCAGCAUCUUCACGUCAUUCGUUGGCAUAACCAAGGCCGUGCCCAUCCUGUUUGCCUCCGGAGCGCUGGCAGCAGGCAGUUUUCUCGCCCUCAAACUACCAGAGACGCGGGGUCAAGUGCUCCAAUAGUGUGGCACCGGCAGCUCUGCAGAGGGCAGCAGAGCUUUAGCCACCCUGCAGAGGAAACGGCUCAAAAGUUCAUCAAUUCGUGCCCUCUGAACCCACCCCACACUCACCUACAUCCACAGUAAAACGGUAAACUACAACAUGAAUUUGUUAAGGUGCAACAUUCAGCCAUGAGAGUAAAGGUUAGUCCUGUUGCUGCAUCCUGAUAAUUCCAGAAAAAGAUGAUGUUUGUUGAUGUUUACUAAAGUCUGGAGAUGAAAAAAAACAACAGUAAACCAAUGUAGAUGUAACUCCAUUAAGUUUUGUCCCCCUCAGUGUAAAACCAUCCAGGGUUGGAGGUCAGUGACUCUGAUAGUUAGUAACGCAAACAGACUCAGAAAUGACCACUAGCCAUCAUUGCAGAAUUGUCCGUAUUCACCGUCAUUCUUUUGAGCAACAUCAACUCACCCUUGAAGUUGUGAGUUUCUCAUCUUUGUUGGACAUCUGCUCAAAAAUGCAACAAUUCCUGUCUUGAUUGGAAGCAUUUUUGACUCUGCGGGGGAACGUCUUGGUGUUCCUUACUCUGUUUCUCCUGAGGUCUUGUGUUGGUGUCUAGACUAACUGCCAUUUUGUAGAUAAUAGAACAUUCCAGGUUUGCUUUUGUUAUCGUUACAAAUCGGAGAUUAAUCUCCCUCCCUUUAUGGCAUCACUUUGGAUCGCACCAGAACAGGGAUGAGUUCGAGACAAGUUUUCUGUGUCUGUCCAUCUAAAGCACAACCAUUUGUCAUGAGAACAUUUUCCCAAGGAAAAUGUUCAGAAUCUCCCAGUUAGCCGUUAUUCCAGUCAAACUGUACAUCCCGUUGUGAGAACUGCCUUUUCCCUUCUCCUUUAUGAAUAUACAGGAUGUGUGUCUUUAAGAUGUUUCAGAGGGUGUUAUGCAUGUCACAAAGUAUGAACUGUAUGUAAACUUGAAAAUCCAGACUAUAACAUGUAAACAGAGUUUUACUACAUUUGCUCAUAUAUUGUUCUCUAUCAAAUUUCUGUAGUAUUUUGGCAGGACACUAGUUCUAUAUUUCUUGAUACCUUUAACAGACUUUCCCAGGUGUUUUGGAGCACACUGCACGAAACGUUGCAAAACUUGAAAUGUCUGAAAGAAGAUCAUGAUUGAUGUAGAGAAGUUAAUCUAGUCACGUUUAAGUUUUCACUGAGGACUCAAAAUUUAAGCUAUUGUGGGUCAUCUUUGCAACUGAAACCUGACAAAUGGUUGUUUAUUUAUUAAGUCUGUAAUCAUUCCACAAAUGCACCUUUGUUUCUUUUUUUUUACAAUGACAGGGGUGGGGCGGUUUGGAAAAUCGGUGGUUUAGUCAGGUUAGCGCACCAUGAAUACCAGCCUACAGAAAAAUCAUCUGUUAAACCUUUUGUAGAUGUUCAGCACACCAAACUUAAAUUUAUUAAAACUUACUUUCUAUAUUUGGUGAAUUCACCAACUCCCUCACAAUUCCUUAUAUUAACUUAUUCCUUUCUACCUGAUUCCUUUUUUGUGUUAGUAAAUAUUCAGUGGUUGCAUAGAUGAGCUAACAUAUGGGCUGUGCAGCUGCUAGCAUUAGAUAAUGCUAAGUAUUUCACUCUGGUCUCAGUUUUAUCCACUUCAAACACUUGCUCAAUAGUUAUGGAAAAACUAAAAAACAUCGUAGCUGGUGUUCACUUCAGUUUGAACAAUACGCUAUGCAUACUGUGCAUCAAUUUAUUAUGAGUAGCUACCAUUAGCACGUGAAAUAGGAGACCCAAUCAUCUAAAUCCUCUCAUUUAACCAAACAAUACUUCUGCUGGUACCGUCCAACUCUGAGUAUUGCUGCUGGUUUCUGCAACUUCAGGAUGUUGAUGCUCCAGGACUUUUAGUUGUUAAUGACUCACAAGUCCUGAACUGAAACAUGUUUGAAGUUUACCUUCAUCCUGAUUAACUGAUAUUGGAUAACAAGCUUUUAUGAGUUAGAUAUAUUAAAUUCAGGCGCGUGUAACACCAUCAGGGCUACACCUUUAACCUGAUUUUUGUUAGAACACAGAACUGAUUGGGACAUUAAUUUAACAUGCAGGAUAAUUCUGUCUUUUCCUGGACUUUAGCAUAUGAUAGGAGCAAGACAUAAAAGCACACUUAUCAGAAAGGGAUCACUAACAAUUAUCAUAUGUUCCAUACAGAUCACAUGCAUUCCCACUUGGUAUAUUAUAUUCACAGCUGCUUUCCAACAUUUGGAAAAGCAAUCAUGUCAGACUAGUUUUUCUUGUCCAAACUGCCAUUUUGUAGGAUAGCAGCCAUAUGUAGUUUCAAUUGAAUAUAUAGCCAAACCGCUGCACUAAGAGUGCAUUGUGCACAAUUCUGAGAGCCUUGUGUUUGACACUCAUCCUGAUGCGCAUUAGGCUGGACAAGCUUUGAAGAACCAGGGGAACAUUUAUUGAAAGCACAACCACAAUCUACCAAAUGAUGAUGUUGUGAAGAUGCUGUAGGUUUACACAGUUCGGCAAAAAGAAAAUGACCCCUCGUUUAUUGGCAUUUACUUUACACUGAUCUAGAUUUGUCACCUGAUCCAUCAUCUAUUCGUGUGCCAUGAGUACCACCUUUCAUGAAUUAUUGCCAAAUAUUUUCUGUGGCCUGAGUUUACACAUUAUGACAAGAGAUCUGCUAUAGAUAUAAAUAUAUGUAAAUAAAAUAAACUAUAAUAGAACUAAUAGGAUUUUUAAAUGAUUUCCCCCCAUGGUCUUUACAAUACUAAAGUAGUUUUUUUUCUGUUGGGCAUGUAGAGCAGAAACACUUUAAUUUUCUCUCUGAAAAUUAUUCAAAACACUGAGUUUGACAGUUCAGGUGCCCUAGUAAAAAAAUCUCUGACUUGCAAAAAAUUUCAGAAGCCAAAAUAAUUAUCAGGCUACAUUGCAAAAUGUCCAUCACACCCUCUCAGAAGCACACUGAUAGAGCCUGAGAAAACAGGAACCACACAUGUAAGAAAUAAAUUCUCUGCAGACCGGCCCGCGUCACACAUCAUGCGGUAAAAAACAAAGUCAAGAUUACUCUGUUUUAGCAGAGAGUGCUGUUAAAAUGCUAACACGCUUCUCUCAUACAUAUCUAAGCCUAUGUUACAGGGUGUUUUUGUAUAAUUAACGUGUUGCCUAGGCAACAGUCAAUUGUGAGUGCAAAAAGUUAACAAAGCAAUAAGUGUUUGAGUGUUUGUCUCUUACAAAGUUGUUGGCAGUUGAAGCACAUUACUACAUGCCGGCCUUUUUCCACUGAAGGGGUUGUUUAGCGUAUUUGAAUUGUGGCUGUGUGGAGUAGUGUUGAGCUGUUAGCGUCUUACCUGCAGUAGACAGCUGAUCUGAGCAGGGAAGAUUAAAAGAAAAUUCCCACCUGAAAUAAAAAACAAUUCUAAACUUUUCUAAACGUUUGGCUUGUUUAAGAUGGAGAAAAUUCACUCCUUAACAUGUCUGUUCCUUUAAAGUUUUAACUCCACCUCUCAAUGAGAUUUUCUUUUUGAAUCAUCAAUCUGAAAUCGCUCUGACUGCUGUGUUUUUCAUGUAAGAGACUGACUGUUCAGAACUACUCCGCACAACAUUGCAUCAAAAAUAAACUCUCCCACUAAUAUGAAGACAUGAAAUAAAAAAAGCUAACAUUUGUGUGAGACUCUCUAAAUCCACUCUUGGUCUUGAGGCUUCUGUCGAUACAAGUGCAUCACCAUAAAUUAAAUGUAACAAAGAAUUAUCACCUUUGUCACUGUACUGUGCUGUAGAAACUGUAGUUGAUUGUUUGUAAGUAUAGAAACUGUGGAAUCAAAUAUACAAAAGUGAUAAAAAAAAAAGUGUAAAUGAACAAUGCUGUAUGUUGUCUUUUGAUUUUGUAAAUGAGAAUGAGAUAAUACAGUAAAAUCAUCAAUGUCAAACACCAGUUAUGGAUCAUAGUUAGAUUAAAAGAUGCAGUUUUGUUUAGAGGUGUGUGAGAUUUCUCCAUGUUGAUUUUUGAUCAGGAUCGCACUUUGAUGCAAUCCUUUGGAACUAUAACAAAACGUUAUGAAAAUAAUUAACAAUAAACAAGUGGAAAAGAUA
Molecule: messenger RNA, 6609 nt
Organism: Xiphophorus couchianus (Monterrey platyfish)
Lineage: Eukaryota; Metazoa; Chordata; Actinopteri; Cyprinodontiformes; Poeciliidae
Gene: sv2a
Product: synaptic vesicle glycoprotein 2A
Exons: 13
Coding region: 334-2547 (737 amino acids)
Biological process (GO): chemical synaptic transmission; transmembrane transport
Cellular component (GO): neuron projection; synaptic vesicle membrane
Molecular function (GO): transmembrane transporter activity
Source: RefSeq, a predicted model, not a curated record